Messenger RNA from Strongylus vulgaris, 555 nucleotides. Lineage: Eukaryota; Metazoa; Nematoda; Chromadorea; Rhabditida; Strongylidae. The record is from the annotation of a GenBank genome assembly.
CCACCAGGGCUACCUGGUUUAGAUGGAAAGCCUGGCAGUGAUGGAUUGCCUGGAGAAGAUGGUCCACCUGGAGCAGAUGCACCGGCUGGUGGUGGGCCAACGGUGACCGAGAUGUGUUUCAAUUGCCCACCUGGUCCAAUGGGUAGACCUGGUCGACCAGGACCCAAAGGACCUCCUGGCCCUCCUGGGCAACCCGGUGUCAUGGGCAUGGCUCUCCCUGGUCCACCUGGACCACCGGGACCUCCUGGACUUCCUGGCGAAGACGGUCCACCUGGUCUUCCCGGUCUACCCGGGAAGCCUGGCGGUAUGAAUGGUGGCCCUCCGAUAAUGGGACCUCCUGGACCACCUGGCCCACCUGGACCACCAGGACCUCCAGGAUUACCUGGAGAACCUGGAGGAGCAACAGCGGGUAUCCCAGGUCCUCCUGGAGAUAUGGGUGCACCUGGAGCUCCUGGAUUUCCCGGACCUCCCGGACCACCAGGUCCUCCUGGAGGAGCGGGUAGUAGCGGAAUGUGUGAUCAUUGUCCACCACCAAGGCUUUCACCUGGAUAUUAA